Messenger RNA from Cryptomeria japonica (Japanese cedar), 1740 nucleotides. Its product is annotated as cullin-1-like. The record is from RefSeq and is a predicted model, not a curated record. The coding region runs from base 1 to 1740 and encodes 579 amino acids. Gene Ontology annotation, biological process: ubiquitin-dependent protein catabolic process; protein ubiquitination. Gene Ontology annotation, molecular function: ubiquitin protein ligase binding. The transcript is spliced from 14 exons. Lineage: Eukaryota; Viridiplantae; Streptophyta; Pinopsida; Cupressales; Cupressaceae. Gene Ontology annotation, cellular component: cullin-RING ubiquitin ligase complex.
AUGGCCGAUCAAGUAACCAAGGACUUGGAUGAAGGAUUGAAUGUUAUAAAAGAUGGUAUGAAAAAAAUUACAAACAUAUUGGAGGAACAUAUCGAUCAGCCGAUUGACGGUAAUCUACAUAUGCAUAUUAGAUACAAGAGUUUGGUCAGUGAUUACAUAUGUACAACGGUUUUACCUGCUUUAAGAGAGAAGCAAGGUGAGUUCAUGUUGAGAGAAUUUGUGAGACGUUGGAAAAUUCACAACGUGAUGGUCCCAUGGAUGUCUUCAUUCUUUAAAUAUGUGGAUCGCUUCUACAUUUCAGAGCAUAACCUUCCUUCAAUAGAAGAAGUUGGACUCAAGACAUUUAUUGACUUGGUAUAUGAUGAGUUAAAGAUUAAUGUAAGGAAUGCAGUGAUUACUCUGAUUGAACCUGAACGUGAGGGGGAGCUAAUUGAGCGAUCUUUAUUGAAAAAUGCUGUGGGCAUAUUUGUUGAGGCUGGAAUGGGUGACAUGGAUUACUAUGUGAACGACUUUGAAGCACCAAUGUUAGAAGCAUCUGAAACUUACUAUUCUCGAAAGGCUGCAUUAUGGAUUACAGAGUAUUCUUGUCCUGGAUAUUGUCUGAAGGUUGAGAAAUGUUUGCACCUUGAGAAAGAUAGGGUUUCCAAUUAUUUGCAAGCCAGCAGUGAGAAGAAGUUAUUAAAUGGAUUCAUCCAGAAGCUUUUUGAUAUGUAUGACAAGUACGAGCAUUAUGUCCAAGAGCGUUAUCAGAACAAUGAGCUAUUUCAAAAGGUUCUAGAAGAGGAAUUUACGAAAUUCUGCAACGAAGGAUAUAAAGAAAUCUCGAUUAUGGAAUUACUGUCUGCAUUUUCUGAUAACAUGCUAAAGAAGGACAGUAGUGAGAAAUUAAAUGAUAAUGAGAUUGAACUUGCACUUGAAAAGGUUGUGAAAAUUCUACACUACAUUAUAGAAAAAGAUAUAUUUGCAGAGUUUUACAGGAAAAAGCUUGCUCGUAGAUUGUUAUCCCACAGAAGUGCAUAUGUUUCUAAUGAACAAAGCAUGUUGGCGAAAUUGAAGCAGGAAAUUGGGAUACAAUAUACAAGAAAGAUGGAGGGCAUGGUUAAUGACUUAACUCUAUCGAAGGAUCUCCAAGAUAAAUUUGUGGCGUAUCUUAACAGAGAAGACAUUCAUGUUGGAUUAGAUUUGAGUGUCACUGUCCUUACUAGUGGAUUAUGGCCACCCUACAACACCACUAAUAUCGAUCUUCCUAGUGAGCUGGGUAGAUGUAUAAUUGCAUUCAAUCAAUUCUAUUGUGAUGAAGCUAAGGAUCGCAGACUUCAAUGGAUGUUUUCUCUCGGGACCUGCACCGUGGAAGGCAGGUUUAUUGCCAAGACAAUAGAGCUGGUAUUAUCGCCUUAUCAGGCCUCUUUAUUAAUGUUGUUCAAUGAAUCUGAGAGACUCAGUUUUGAUGACAUCAAAUCUCAAUUGAAGUUGGAAGAUGACGACGUAACUAGAGUGUUGUAUUCACUUGCUUGUUCAAAGUACAAAGUCCUCCUCAAGGAGCCAAACACAAAGAAAAUAUCACCUACUGACUAUUUUGUGUUCAAUUCAGAAUUUACAGACAACAGUAAAAGAAUAGAGAUUCCACUUCCCCACAUUGAUGAGAAGAUGAAAGUGAAGGAAGAGAGAACUCUUGAAAUAGAGGCUGCAAUAGUUCACAUCAUGAAGAGAGAAAGGGAAUUAUCUUUUCAGAAGCUAUAG